AGGAAAGAAAGGGGAGAGAGAAGGAAGGAGAAGGAAAGAGGGAGAAGGAAGGAGAAGGAGAGACAGAAGGAAAGAAAGAGGGAGACACAAGGAAAGAGGGAGAAGGAAAGAGCGACACGAAGGAAAGAGGGAGAAGGAAAGACAGACACAGAAGGAAAGAGAAGGAGAGACAGAAGGAAAAAGAGGGAGAAGGAAGGAAAGAGAGAGAGAGAGACACAAAGAAGGAAGGAAAGAGAAGGAAGGAGAGGGAGAAGGAAAGAGGGAGAGAGACAGAAGGAAAGAGAGGGAGAAGGAAGGAAAGAGAGACAAAGAAGGAAAGGGGGAGAAGGAAGGAAAGAGAGGGAGAGACGAAGAAGGAGAGAGACAAAAAAGGAGAGAGAGGGAGAGACAAAGAAAUAAGGAAAGAAUGAGAUGAAAGAAGGAAAGACGAGGAAAGAACGAAUGAACCCUGACGUGUCCUCGGUUCAGUGUGUUUGUGCUCGUAUUAUCCGCCUGUAGCUUCAGUCUGCAUCGAACGCUCUUCGGCGCUCCUGGCGUUAAAGGGGCGUGGCCAUACGAUCAAACAAACAUCCUGCACAGAUAAAUCCAGAAAUACAAUAAAGUACACACUUAUAUUUUCUACAAUAAAUGAAAUCUUGUUGGAGCGAGCGAGCGAGAGCGCGGAGAGUCAGCGCUGCCAAGUCUGUGCACAGGUGUCUUUAAAUCCUGUGAUUAAGAGGUGGGACGUGAACAUCCUGCAUCCUCACCAUCUGCGGACUGAGUCACAGCUACUGAAAUAUCAGCAGCAAACAAACACGCGCGCUCGCAACUUCAGCGAAAGCCACACUGCGUGCACAGACACCCCCUCACACAGACACGAGAGUGUGUUUAAUUGCGACCUGAUGAUUUAACCACUGUUUCCUGUGCGUUCGAGUUUGUUUGGCCGUGAGCCUGAGAGUGGAGCUCGCUCGCUCGCUAACGAGCCUGCUUCAUCUGCAAUUAAAAUGUCAGGGUUUGUUAAUGAAUUAAAAUAGGUGCUUAAGUUUAAAAAAAAGAGUGAGAGAGAGAGAGAGAGAGAGGCUGCACUUCACCUGAGCUCGUUUUUCAGCAAGUGUCAAAAUUUUCAUCUCCAAAGCCGAGGCGUUAGUUUCCAUUCCUGGCGUGAUCAAGAUGAGGCGUGAAUUACGCUCCUGUAGGCGGCGAGGGUGGUGGGGGAGAAGGGGGUGGAGAUGCUGAUAGAGGUACUGGAGGCGGAUUGCUUAUCAUCGAUGGCAUCUCUCUCUAGCUCUCGCUCUCUCCUCCCUCGAUCCAUCGCUUUCUCACUCCUCCCUUUGAUCGCUCGGAUAUUUGUCCUCCGUGAGGUAGAAGUUGCUAAGUGGAAUCCGGAGCUGCUGGUGUUGCUGUUUCACACAUUUCUGCUCUGCUCGUGCGGAUUUCUGGACCUCCUCAGCACGUAGUUUUACUAAUUCUGGCUCCUGACAAAAGUGAACCGAAAUCUCACCUUGCGGAGAGUCUCGCUGCCGUGAACGAGCGUCUCUGAAUCCCAGACCUCUGGUAUGAUCUCCAGGAACGUGGUGGGUCCAUCUGGACCUGAUAAAGUCUCUUUCCGCAUGGCACUAUGCCAUCUCGGCUGAAGGAAUCCAGGCGAAGUGCGCGGAGCACCAUGGAGCGAGCGCCAGCCUCCACUCCUCCAGACUCUCAAUGGGACUCCCAGGUACUCGACGGGGAAGAAGAGGGAUCUGGAUUUGUAUCCGUCCUGAAUCUCAGUGAUGACGUGCCGGUGAAGGAGAUCAGCAUCACGCAUCACGUUAAAGAGGGCUCGGAGAAGGCCGACCCCCAGCAGUUUGAGCUGCGCAAGGUCCUGGGUCAGGGCUCCUUCGGGAAGGUGUUUCUGGUGAAGAAGACUACUGGGCCGGAUGCAGGACAGCUCUACGCCAUGAAGGUGCUCAAAAAAGCAACACUGAAAGUCCGUGAUCGUGUCAGGACUAAGAUGGAGCGAGACAUCCUGGUGGAGGUGAAUCACCCGUUCAUCGUUAAGCUGCACUACGCAUUCCAGACAGAAGGAAAGCUUUAUCUGAUUCUCGACUUCCUGAGAGGAGGAGAUCUCUUCACGCGUCUGUCCAAAGAGGUGAUGUUCACAGAGGAGGAUGUGAAGUUUUACCUGGCGGAACUGGCUUUAGCACUGGACCAUCUGCACGGCCUGGGAAUCAUCUACCGAGACCUCAAACCAGAGAACAUCCUCCUGGACGAGGACGGCCACAUUAAGCUGACAGACUUCGGCCUCAGUAAGGAGUCAAUCGAUCACGAGAACAAGGCCUACUCAUUCUGCGGGACGGUGGAGUACAUGGCUCCCGAGGUGGUGAACCGGCGAGGCCACACCCACAGCGCAGACUGGUGGUCGUACGGCGUACUCAUGUUUGAGAUGUUAACCGGGACGCUUCCCUUCCAAGGCAAGGACCGCAAAGAGACCAUGACCAUGAUCCUGAAGGCGAAGCUGGGAAUGCCUCAGUUCCUCAGCUUGGAGGCUCAGAGUCUCCUCCGAAACUUGUUUAAACGAAACCCUUCCAACCGGCUGGGUGCAGGCCCAGAUGGAGUUGAAGAAAUAAAGAGACACCACUUUUACGCUUCUAUUGACUGGAAUAAAUUAUUUAGGAGAGAAAUUCAGCCACCUUUCAAACCUGCGUCUGGGAGACCUGACGACACGUUUUACUUCGACCCAGAAUUCACUGCUAAAACUCCCAAAGACUCUCCAGGUGUGCCCCCUAGUGCCAAUGCUCAUCAGCUCUUCAGAGGUUUCAGCUUCGUGGCCAUCAGCUCCGAGGAGGAAACACAGCCACUGCAGAGUAACAUGAGCUCGAUAGUGCAGCAGCUUCACAGGAACACGUCUCAGUUUGGCGACUCGUACGAGGUGAGGGAGGACAUCGGCGUCGGUUCGUACUCCAUCUGCAAGCGCUGUAUUCAGAAAAGCACGGGCAUGGAGUACGCCGUCAAGAUCAUCAAUAAAGCCAAAAGGGAUCCGACGGACGAGGUGGAAAUCCUCUUGCGCUACGGCCAGCAUCCCAACAUCAUCACUUUAAAGGAUGUGUAUGACGACGGCCGCUCGGUUUUCCUGGUAACUGAGCUGCUUAAAGGAGGGGAGCUGCUGGAUAAAAUCCUCAGACAGAAGUUCUUCUCUGAGAGGGAGGCCAGCGCUGUGCUCUAUACCAUCACCAAGACCGUGGAGUACCUCCAUGCACAAGGGGUGGUCCACAGAGACCUUAAGCCGAGUAACAUUCUCUACGUGGACGAAUCCGGAAACCCCGAGUCUAUCCGGAUCUGUGACUUUGGCUUUGCCAAGCAGCUGAGGGCAGAGAACGGCCUUCUCAUGACGCCAUGCUACACAGCUAACUUUGUUGCACCAGAGGUGCUGAAGAAGCAGGGUUACGAUGCUGCGUGUGAUAUCUGGAGUCUGGGUGUCCUUCUCUACACAAUGCUGACAGGUUUUACUCCGUUCGCCAACGGACCCGAGGACACGCCGGAGGAGAUUCUGGCGAGGAUUGGCAGUGGGAAGUUCUCUCUGACCGGCGGAUACUGGAACUCUGUUUCCGCUGAAGCCAAGGAUCUGGUAUCUAAAAUGCUCCAUGUCGACCCUCAUCAGAGAUUAACAGCAGCACAAGUGCUGAGGCAUCCAUGGAUCAUUCACAAAGACCAGCUACCGAAGUACCAGCUCAACAGACAGGACGCUCCUCAUCUGGUCAAGGGGGCCAUGGCUGCAACGUACUCCGCCUUGAACAGGAACGUUCCCCCCAUACUGGAGCCUGUGGGCUGCUCCAUUCUCGCUCAGCGCCGAGGAGUGAAGAAAGUGACCUCCACUGCGCUCUGAGGCUCCGCCCACCACACCACACCAACCAACCACAGACCUCAUGGCCUGGCGCUAGCACACGGCCCCGCCCCAUGCCUGCCUGACGCCCGCCUGCUACCCAUUUGCCUCUCGUCAAGUCUGGACUCUGAGGACCCCUGGUGAAUGAUCCAAAUCUUCCUCAUCUGCCGGCAAAGCGGAUCAAUAAAACUUUCCGAUUUUAUAAUACGAGCAUCCGGAACACUCUGUGGAAAUUUUUUUUCCUUUUUUUUUUUUUUGGGGGGGAAGCAAGAGACUCAGUUAUGCGUAUGAACUUGUAAUAUACUGUAAAAUUCUUUUUAUAAAGCUGGUAGAGAACAAUAUUAUUGUAUUAAAGAGAGUGUGGCCUGUUGUAUUAUGAAAUGACAUAAAAUAUUAACACAGAAGCUAUUUCUCCAGAAAGAGGAGAAAAAAAAAACACUCCAGAUCAUAAACCUAUUAUGGAUCUAAUAGAUUUUCAAACCAGAUUUUUUUUCUUUUUUUUUUUUUUAGGAACAAAAAUUAUAAUGUUAAAUUCUUUACUUGCUAUUCCAUAUACAGUGUGUAGAUAUAAACUUCAUGUGCAAAAAAAAAAUCUGAAGUAUUUUUACACUUGUACAUUAAACUUUAGGGAACAUCUCAACUCUGCUUGGCUAAGCACAAGUCUUAUGCAGUGUGUAAACUGACCAGAAGGAUUUAAAUAUGAAUUUCAGAUCAUAUUAAUUAAAAUAAUAUACAGUACACAUCAUGUUAAAUCAAAUUUUAGUGUAUAAAUGUUUGGAAUUUGCUUUAAAAGCGACUAAUUCAAAUCACAGGUAACAGUUUUGGGAUUUAGAAAGAAGAGAAAAAAAAGAACCCUAAAUGCAAAUGUCAAAUUCAAAUCUGGGGGAAAAAAAGCAGAUUUUAUGUAAAUUUAAUGCAAAUUAGGCCACAUCCAUACUCAAAGCCUUUAUUUCAGCUUCAAUAUAAGCUUCAUGUAGUCUCAAACCAGUGGACUUUCCUUUUUUUUUUAAUUAAUUUAUUUAUGCAUUUUAAUUAAAAUCACUGAAUCAUAUAAGGUUCUGAAAAUGUUGAUGGAGUCGUGAAACAGAUGGAAAAUGAAAACCCUGCUAAAUGUGUCAUUAUCGCUCACAGACUCAUCUUCAGCUUUACAGAUUGCAUUAAAGAGAGCACAAACACACGAUGGCACAACAGGACUGUAAAUAUAUAGAAAACUCAGGUUUAUGAAACGCAUAAAGGCACUGCAUAAAAAUAUUCGGACAUGCACGUGUUUUUCACGUGCGUUUGUGAAGAGAAAUCGGUUGAGGAAAUGUGGAUUUCAGAGCACUAUUCAGUAUAUUUUUAUACAUGCAACAAAUAGAUGCUUUAAAUUAUUUUAGUGGGUGGAAAGCUAGCAGCUCUGCUUGGUGUGUGUGUGUAAGCGAGAGAGAGAGACCAUGUUUUAAGUGGAGUUACAUGAUGCUCUAAUUCUAGUUGUUCUUA
Neoarius graeffei (lesser salmon catfish) is the source of this 5317-nucleotide messenger RNA. It is a transcript of the gene rps6ka3b, whose product is annotated as ribosomal protein S6 kinase, polypeptide 3b. NCBI's taxonomy places the organism in Eukaryota, Metazoa, Chordata, Actinopteri, Siluriformes, Ariidae. The coding region runs from base 1598 to 3841 and encodes 747 amino acids. Gene Ontology annotation, biological process: intracellular signal transduction; protein phosphorylation. The record is from RefSeq and is a predicted model, not a curated record. The transcript has 21 exons. Gene Ontology annotation, molecular function: ATP binding; ribosomal protein S6 kinase activity; magnesium ion binding.